AUGGAGGCUCUGGCUUCUCCUGCUGCGCAGGCGUGUUCCGCCUCCGCGCACUCCUCGCUCCGCGCGUCGUCCCCCUCCCUCGGCGGAGGCGGACUGCGCAAUGCGGCUUCGCUGCUACCGCUCCGCUCCGCGGGUCUCGUAAAGAAGUCGCUAUGUCGACCAUCUCACGCUGUCGCUGCUGCUGAUAAUAACCAACGGCCGUCCGCAAUUCGCGCUGGUAGCAAUGCGCCGGACGAUGCGGCGGCAGAUGCGCUGUGCCGGCGGCAAGUUCUCGGAGCGCUGGCGAUCGCGCCGACUCUGCUGAUGGCACCGCGAAUGGCCCUCGCGGAGGAAGCAGCGGUGGCGGUGACGGGAGAAGAAGUCGCUGCGGGAUCGCCGGCGGGAUCCGCGGCGGGGGACGCGCCGCGAGUGACGGAGAAGGUGUUUCUCGAUAUUGCCGUGGACGGCGCGCCUGUGGGGCGGCUGGUGAUAGGCGUUUACGGCGAGGCCGCGCCAAUCGGAGCAGCGCGGUUCGCGCAGCUAGCCAAGGGCGUGGCGGGCGUGUCGUACCGGCGAAAGGACUUCCUCCGCCUCACCGACUCCUACGUGCAGGGCGGCGCGCUGCGCUCCUUCUCCCUCACCGGCUCUGCUGCUGAUCCUGCUGCUUUUGUCGGCGGCUUGGACGCGGAUGCGGUCGCGCAGGAGCUGCAGCAGCUGCAGAUAGCAAAGCCCGGGCCAGUCUACAACAAAGCCUACUCCGUCGCCCUUUUCGCUGUCGACCCAACCAUCCCCCCUCCGAAGCAAAAGCUGGUGGCACGAGGGGGAAAGUUCGAGGUGGUGGAAGAGGCGUUGAAACCGGCCCCCAACGGCACCGAGUUUGCCGUCUCCUUUACAGACUGCCCCGAGUUAGAUUCCACGCACCUGGUGGUGGGACGGGUGCUGGAUGGGUUUGGAGUCUUGGAGAAGGUUCGGGAGGUGCCGUUUGUGCGGGACGGCGCUGACAACGGAUUUUUCAAGUUAGUAUAUAUGGCUAAACUCGCGCUAUCUACCGCGAAGCUCAGAAUGGACCCGUACCAUCACACGCUGCAGUCAUCACUAGAUCCCUACAGUUCCGGCCCUAAUCCGUCAAAUUACAUGCAGCAACAGCACUAUCACCAGCAACACCAGCAGCAGCAACAGCAGCAGCAGCAGCAGCAACAGCAGCAGCAGCAGCAGCAGCAGCAACAGCAGCAGCAGAGUUACUACAACCCAUCAUCGUCGCUUCAACAGCCUGGCAUGCGCGACGGCCACCGAUCAGACUAUACCGCGUAUGGUUCGGCCGGCGCAUACUCUGGCCAGGGCUAUGCGGAAACGUCGCCUGGAGAGGGUGCAAUGCGAGGGAUGAAUAAGCGAGGCCUCGAUUCAGGUGCUUCCCCUUCCUCCCAUUAUAACUAUUACGAGUACCCUUCCAAACGGCUCCAAUUUGGCAGCACCAAUCCCACUCCUCUCCCUCCAUCCUCCCAUUCUGACCCCUCCUACCCCUCCUCCCUCUACCUAUCACCUGCCGCUGACGCUGCUUCUACCUUCCCCAGUAGCACCUACUACGACUCAAACGCCACAGGCCUAGGCUCUGGCGCAGAAGCAUUCUAUUCCACAACCCAGCAACAGCAGCAGCAGCAGCAGGAAGCGCAGGAGCAGGCGCUAUACCCGGUCAGGCCAGGGGAGAAAGAGUGUGCCUACUACAUGCGACAUGGCAAGUGCAGUUUCGGCGCCACAUGUCCCCCAGCCCGCAUCUUCCUCCGCUCCGCUCCCUCCUCCUCCUCCCACACUCCCCCCCUCUUCUCCCCUCUCUCUCCCUGCACUUUCUGUCCUCUUUCCCUCUCCUCCACCCCCUCCUCCCGCUCCUCCCCUCCCCAUUCUCCCCCUUCCUGCAUGCAUGCGUGUGUGUUCGUCCAUUCCGUCCCUCCCUCCCUCCGUCCCUCCAUCCCUCUCCCUCCAUCCCUCUCCCUCCAUCUUUCCGUCCUUGUGUCCUGCCUGCAUCCCUCCUGCCACCUGCAGUUUUACAUGAAAGCUGGGACAUGCAAGUUUGGCGCGACCUGCAAAUUCAAUCACCCGCCCGACCGCCAGCAGCAGCAGAAACAGCAGUCGAACGCGGGGGCUUCUCAUGGGAACUACAAGCAGCAAGGCACAGCUACUGACGCAGCCGCCGCCGCCGCCGCCGCAGCAGCAGCCGCUGCAGCGGCAAUGGUAGGCCCUGCGGAACGUCCAAAGAAUAGCGUUACAGGAGCAGGAGCAGCAGCAGCAGAAGGAGGAGCAGGAGCAGGUGGGGAUGAAGGGAGUGGUGAGGAGAAAAUUAAGGGAUUGGUUGGCGAGGAGGGUGAGGGGGACGAGAAGGGUGUUGGGGAAGAGAAGGAGGAAGGGAAGGAAAAGGAGGGGAAGGAGAGGAGUGAGGGGGAGGAAGGCGGAAAGGGUGCUACUUUGGAAGGUAGAGAGAAUAGCAGUGGUGGUGGUGCUAGUGAUGGUAGUGGUGGUGGCAGUGGUGCCGAUGCUAGUGGUGCCGAUGCUAGUGGUGCCGGUGCUAGUGGGGGUGGUGCUAGUAGUGGCGGCGCCAGUGGGGCCAAGGGCAAGGGGCAGUUUGGCAAGCCAGCCGCGCUCAACUCAGUGGGUCUGCCUCUCAGGCCGGUGAGUCAGCACGGGGGUGGGGGAAUGGGGGCACAGGGGUAA
Molecule: messenger RNA, 2682 nt
Organism: Closterium sp. Naga37s-1
Lineage: Eukaryota; Viridiplantae; Streptophyta; Zygnematophyceae; Desmidiales; Closteriaceae
Source: the annotation of a GenBank genome assembly